Messenger RNA from Haliotis rubra (blacklip abalone), 1774 nucleotides. RefSeq names its product fibropellin-1-like. Bases 1 to 1683 code for a protein of 560 amino acids. Gene Ontology annotation, biological process: heterophilic cell-cell adhesion; establishment or maintenance of epithelial cell apical/basal polarity. Gene Ontology annotation, cellular component: protein-containing complex; plasma membrane. Lineage: Eukaryota; Metazoa; Mollusca; Gastropoda; Lepetellida; Haliotidae. The transcript is spliced from 11 exons. The record is from RefSeq and is a predicted model, not a curated record. Gene Ontology annotation, molecular function: calcium ion binding.
AUGGCACCUAUACUUGUAUCUGCAGACCAGGCUUUAGUGGAGAAAGGUGUGGUUCAGAUAUACGUACGUGUGAGAGCCAGCCCUGCCUCAACGGUGCUACGUGUACACAGAACAGUGACUCCUAUAACUGUAGCUGCAGAACAGGAUUUACAGGACGAACUUGUGAAACAGGUGGGAAACAUCUCCUUCUUUAUCAUACACAUUGACGAGUGCGAAAGCAACCCUUGUCAUCAUGAAGCUACUUGUGUGGACGGUGCUGGCACCUACACGUGUGUCUGUAAACAAGGGUUCGUUGGAGGAACCUGUCUGAAAGAUACACGUCACUGUGACCUCAAACCCUGUCUCCACGGCGGCACGUGCGUUGAUGGAAAUGGCACCUACACGUGCAUCUGCAGCCCAGGAUUUACAGGAUCCACGUGUGAAGCAGAUACACGCCAUUGUGAUAAGCAGCCGUGUAGGAAUGGAGGCACGUGUACUGACGGACUUGGAGACUUCGACUGUGCCUGUGUGAAGGGCUUCUCAGGACUGUACUGCGAAUCAGACCUACGCACCUGUGAGGACCAACCCUGUCCCCGAGACCACGUAUGUGUUGAGAGAAAUGACACCUAUGCUUGCAUCUGCAGGGAAGGCUUUACAGGGCCCAGGUGUCAUACAGAUAUACGCACGUGUGAGGACCAGCCGUGCAUCAACGGGACCUGUGUGCCAACAGAUGACACCUAUUCUUGCACCUGUAUCACAGGCUUUACUGGAGGGACAUGUGAAACAGAUAUCGACGAGUGUGAGAGCAGUCCUUGCCAUAAUGGAGCUACCUGUGUGGAUCUGGUCGGCAGGUACAAGUGUGUCUGUAAGGCAGCAUUCUCCGGAGAGAACUGUGUUGAAGAUUUACGUCACUGUGACAGUGAGCCCUGUCUCCACGGUGGCACGUGCGUUGAUGGAAAUGGCACCUACACGUGUAUCUGCAGCCCCGGUUUCACAGGACAUACGUGUGAAGCAGAUGUACGUCAUUGCGACAAGCAACCAUGCUUAAACGGGGCCACGUGUACAGACGAAUUUGGCGAGUUCAGCUGUGCUUGUGCGGAAGGCUUUUCAGGAAUAUACUGCGAAUCUGUUUGCACGCCAGACAAGGUGGACCUUCUCUUUAUGAAAGACGUGUCAACCACAAUCACGACUCCUUACUAUAACAAAAUGGUUGCUUUUAUGAAUAAUUUACUGAAUGAGCUUGACAUCAGACCAGAUGGCAUCAACGUAGCUCUGUCUGUGUUCUCGGGCCGUGUAAAAGUGGACUUCCAUCUGGAUGAUUACAGAUACAACAAAACAGGAAUGCUACUGACUAUCAACAUGCAGACAUGGCGAGGUGGCAAGACGUACUUGGCCCUGGCUUUGGAAAUGGCAGCACACGAAGUCUUCAAUGAAACCAAUGGUGACCGACCUGAUGCCAAGAACGUUGUAAUACUUUAUACUGAUGGACGACGCACAGGAACGAUGGACAUCACCGCUGUUAUCAAAGACGUCCAAGCCAAAGCCGAAGUAUUUAUGGUGCUUACCUCCAACAAUGUCGAUAUGGAUACUGCCAGAAGGGUUGUCUCUCCACCUGCGGGGAACCACUUGUUCCAUGUUGAUGAUGAGAAUCUCGUAGACUUGUUAAAGAAGAAGAUUUCCACCGUCACUUGCAGGGGUACAUAGCGUGUGUUCCACGCUAGUGGUUGGUCACACUGUGACAAAAUGUUUGGGGCAAUCCAACUAUAAGUAAAUAAAUAUUGCAUAUGUGUGGACA